Molecule: messenger RNA, 2098 nt
Organism: Urocitellus parryii (Arctic ground squirrel)
Lineage: Eukaryota; Metazoa; Chordata; Mammalia; Rodentia; Sciuridae
Source: RefSeq, a predicted model, not a curated record
GACCACAGCAGGAUGGGAGCCCGGCCCUCCAGUCCCCUGGACAAGCAGCAGCAGCAGCAACUGAAGGGUGAGGUGGACGUCCUGCUGAGGAACUUCCUGCCUUGUUACCGCAGGCAGCUGGCCGCGUCUGUCCUGAGGCAGAUCUCCAGAGAGCUGGGCCCCCAGGAGCCAGCCGGAUGCCAGCUGUUUCGAAGCAAAAAGCUGCCGCGCGUCCGCGAGCACCGAGGGGCCCUGAUGCACCUGCAGGGCCACCCGCCCCGGUGGCAGGCGGUCUUCUGCGUUCUCCGUGGGGACGGUCGUCUGGAAUGGUUCAGGCACAAAGAGGAGUAUGAAAGCGGGCGCCCUGUCCUCGGCUCCACGGCCCUGACGGGGUACACGCUCCUGACGUCCCAGCCUGAGUACCUCCGCCUCCUGGACGCGCUGUGCCCUGACUCCUCCGGGGACCAGGUGCAAGAAGACACUGAACCCCUCUUGGAAGCGCCGGUGAGCUUCCCCCUAUUCCUGCAGCACCCCUUCCGCAGGCACCUCUGCUUCUCUGCAGCCACCAGAGAGGCACAGCGUGCCUGGCGUCUGGCCCUGCAGGGUGGCAUCCGACUUCGGGGCACAGUCCUGCAGCGGAGCCAGGCGCCGGCUGCCCGCGCCUUCCUGGAGGCCGUCCGGCUCUACCGGCAGCACCGCGGCCACUUUGGCGAGGACGACGCGACCCUCGGCUCCGAUGCGGAGGUGCUGACGGCGGUGCUGCUGCGGGGGCUGCUGCCGGCCACGCGGGCCCAGAGCCUGCGGGACCUGCGGGGAGCUGGCCGCGCCCGGGCCUGGGCCUGGACGGAGCUCGCGGACGCCGUCUACGCCGCGGUCCUGGCGGGCGCCUCGGCGGGGCUCCGCGCCUUCCAGCCGGAGAAGGACGAGCUGCUGGCGUCCCUGGACAGGAGCCUCCGCCCGGACCUCGACCAGAUGCUGCAGCUGCGGGCGCGCGUGGCGGGGAGGCUGCGGGCGGAUGUCCAGGGCCCGCUGAAGGCCUGCCUGCGCCGGAAGGUGGACACGCAGCUGCCCCAGGUCACGCAGACGCUGCUGAGCACCGUGGAAGCCGCGCUGGACGCGGUGCGGACCCUCCUCGCCCAGGGCAUGGACCGCCUGUCCCGCCACCUGCGUGGGAACCCCUCCAGCGCGCGGCUGCGCAGAGAGGUUUACGCAUUUGGGGAGAUGCCCUGGGACCCAGAGCUGAUGCGGAAGUGCUAUCGGGAGGCCGAGCGCAGUCUUGGAACCCUGGGGCAGCUGGCAGCACCAUUCGGCUUCCUGGGGACACAGAGCUUGGUGUUUGGGGUCCAGGAUCUUGCACAGCAGCUCAUGGCCAACGCUGUGGCCACCUUCCUGCAGCUGGCGGACCAGUGUCUGACCACCUCCCUGGACUGCCAGCAGGCGGCUGAGCAGCUGGGGAGAGUGGGAGGGCGGGUGCUGAAGAAGUUCCAGUCGGACGGCGAGGCCGAGCAGCGCAGGUGCGUCCGGGGCUGGCUGCUGAGCAUCUCCCUGCCCUUCGUGCUGAGCCAGCUCCAGCGGAACUGCAGAACCAAGCUGCCCGAGUUUGAGGGGGACGUCCUUGCCAUGGGCAGCCAGGCCCUGACCAUCGAGGGCAUCUACGAGGAUGUCAUCCGGGAAGCCUUGCUGCAGAGGAUCGACCAAGAAUUGAAAAAGGGCCUUGGCACCAGCGACUCGCCCUGCACUCAGGAGGCCUCGUGGCACCAGGAGGCAGCAGGUGGGCCAAGCUGGUGACCAGCAAGGUGAUGAGAAGCCACCGUGGAUUCUCUGAGCUGCAGAAGGACCCUGUGGGCCCCGGCUCUGAGGCAUGUGGGCUCAGCCCUGGGAGCUGGACUGGUGCUGAGCCGGUGACCCAUCUCUUCUGGCCAGGACAAAGCAGGGUGCUUCCCAUCAGCUGCUUCCUGUCCUCAAUAGGAGGAGGGGACACUGUGGACAUGGGAUGACCCUUGAGUUUAUCAUCCGUGAGGACACUGUGAGAUGGGCAUAUUAAGGGGUCAAUUUGUUACACAGCAAUAGCUAACUAAUACACUCCCCAGCUGUUCUGGAGCAGUACCCUGUCACCAAU